AUGGGCAGUUCACAUAGCAAGUCUUACAGGCUCGCAGAGGAUAUACGGAAACCAGCCAUAGGGACUACCAGUUUGUCAGCAGAUGAGCCAUCAACCAAUAAACGCCAUCAUCAUGGUUUUGAUGCAGACCGAGAUGCCAAGAAAAUACACAGCGCCUGCAAAGGAGCGGGAACUGAUGAAAAGAAAAUUAUCGAAGUCUUGUCAAGUCGAACAUCACAGCAGAGGCAACAAAUAAAACAGAAGUACAAGGCUCUGUAUAACAAGGAUUUGGAAGAGGACCUGAAGGGAGAUCUGAGUGGGAAUUUUGAAAAGGCCGUACUGGCUCUGCUGGACCUGCCUUGCGAGUAUGAGGCCCGAGAGCUUCAGAAGGCGAUGAAGGGCGCUGGGACAGAUGAGUCGGUGCUGAUCGAGAUUCUCUGCACACAAAACAAUAAGGAAAUUGUAAACAUAAAGGAGGCAUACAAACGGCUCUUUGAUAGAGAUCUGGAGUCUGAUGUUAAAAGUGACACAAGUGGCUCCCUACGGAAGAUAUUAGUCACUGUGCUAGAG
Antrostomus carolinensis (chuck-will's-widow) is the source of this 549-nucleotide messenger RNA. RefSeq names its product annexin A13. NCBI's taxonomy places the organism in Eukaryota, Metazoa, Chordata, Aves, Caprimulgiformes, Caprimulgidae. Gene Ontology annotation, cellular component: cytoplasm; plasma membrane; nucleus. The annotation marks the transcript as partial. The record is from RefSeq and is a predicted model, not a curated record. Gene Ontology annotation, molecular function: phosphatidylserine binding; calcium-dependent phospholipid binding; calcium ion binding. The transcript is spliced from 7 exons.